GAGUGGGGGAAGAGGCCUGUUUUGUGCAACAAUUCUUCUAAUUGGUUUAUACACUACUGCUUGAUUGUUUUGAAUGACAAGAUGAUGGUAAUAUAAACAAAAAAAAACAUCUUUGAAUAUGAUACAGAUACUGCAUCGUCGUCAACAAAUACAAGCAGUUAUUUUGACGUAAAGAGAUAUUCAUCUGAUAGCAGCAGCUCAAUUAACACGGAAGAUAGGAUUAAAAUUGGUUAUGGAUCAAUUGCUGAUGAGGUCGACACAUCCAGCGUCAAACAAAAUCACUGCUCAACGAUGGGAGCGUCUGUUAAUCUAGUGAAUGCAAUGAUGGGAACUGGCAUUAUUGGUUUGCCUCUCGCUUUACAUCUAUGUGGCUUUUGGCUGGGUUUAUUUUUUUCUGUCACGAUAGCCUAUAUAUCUUGCAUGACGAUGCAUAUUACCAUUCUAUGUGGAUUAAAGACUCAAACAUGUAGUCUUGUAUCGCUCUGUCAAACAUUGAUUGGUCGUACAGGGUCUCAAAUAGUAAAUUUUAUUAUUUUCUUUCACACAGCUGGAACCGCUGUGUCCUACUACAUCCUACUUGGAGACACAUUGCCAAGCCUAUUAGCACUUGUAUUUCCAAAUACACCCUUUUUUACAAGUAGAAGCAAGGUAAUCUUAGCUUUCGGAUUAUUAUGUACUCUUCCUCUUAGUUUGUCUCGGUCUACAGCUCAAUUUGCAAAAUGGUCUGCGAUGUCUGUAUUUCUACUCAUGCUCAUGUUAAUUGGUGUGUUGGUCCGGGUGCCAUAUUAUUUAUCCAUUGUUGAUAAAAUUGAACUCGAACUUGUGCCUGUCUCUGAGGGUAUGUUUAAAGGACUUGCAAUUAUGAGUCUUGCUUUUGGUUGUUCACAAAAUUUAUUUGGUGUGUAUUCGAGUACAAGAGAUCAAAGACCUUCCAGGUGGUUACUUACUUGUUCAAUUGCCAUUGGUAUCGCGUUUGUCAUUAAUAUUGUCUUUGCUGUCAUGGCGUAUUUAUGCUUUGGUAAACAUGUGCAUGCAAAUAUUCUUUUGAAUUUCCCUGAAAAUGAUCCAGGUAUUCAGUUGGUUAAAUUGGCAUUAGGAUUGUUUAUGGUGUUGACUAUACCACUGUGUAUCCACCCUUGUCGCGAAUCAGUCAUGAUGAUGUUUGGUAUCAAUAUAAAUAACCCAACAAACAAGCAGCAUUAUACAGUAACUAUUGGUGUGUUUGCCCUGAUACUUUCGAUUGGGGCAACAUUAACUUCACUUGGUAAAGUGUUUGAUGUUAUUGGUGGAUUCUCAACUACUAUUUUGGGCUUUCUGUUGCCUGGUUGUGCAUACUUGUACCUGUUUUCAUCCGAUCUGAUGUUUACAAAAGGAGAGGGGUCUUGGAAACUAUUAGUUAUAUCCGUCAUAUCUAUUCUGAUUGCACUUCCUGUCAUGUAUUUCUCUGUCAAGGAUGCAUUUUUCGUAUAGUUUUGUUAGUGAAUUAUGCAUGGUCAUGUACUCGUAAAAAGUCACAUAUGAAAAUAAAAUAAAACUGGCGGCAGAGAAAAAUGACGUACAAAAAGCCUGUUCA
Messenger RNA from Mucor mucedo, 1573 nucleotides. Its product is annotated as transmembrane amino acid transporter protein-domain-containing protein. Bases 292 to 1470 code for a protein of 392 amino acids. The record is from RefSeq and is a predicted model, not a curated record. Gene Ontology annotation, molecular function: amino acid transmembrane transporter activity. Gene Ontology annotation, biological process: amino acid transmembrane transport. The transcript has 6 exons. NCBI's taxonomy places the organism in Eukaryota, Fungi, Mucoromycota, Mucoromycetes, Mucorales, Mucoraceae.